AAAUAUGUCCAGGAUCUGAUGCAAGAAAACACCGAAAGCAUCUUCGAUAAAAUCGUGAAUAAAUUCGGCCACUUCUACGUCUGUGGGGAUUGCGUUAUGGCUGUAGAGGUGUACGCAACUUUGGGGAAAAUCCUGCAAGACUUGGGUAAAAUGUCUGCUGAAGACGCUGAAGAUUUCCUCUUGACGAUGAAGGAAGAAAACCGGUACCAUGAAGACAUCUUCGGACUCACCUCGCAUGCAAAAAAUCCGUGUCAGGGAGGAGUCUGUGAAGGAAGUCUGAUGAAAUCUUAUGUGCCAAUAUCAUCUGCAGUGAGCAACUCGAAAUCGAAAGCUGACAUGCUUCAAGAAGCGAUAAAAUUUCUGGACGAAUAUUUCGCAAGCGAAAAGAGGUUUUCUCCGCCGUGUGAAAAAAUUUCUAAAAUGUACUUUCCUAUGUUAAGACAUGAUUCUUUUUUGUUUCGUAGCCCUGAUGGAAAAGAUAAUGAAAACAGAAAAAUUCAAGUUCAGAUCGACAUAAAAAACCAUGGGUUCUAUGAUUUGACCGAGGCAGAAUUGGAGUUUGGCGCAAAGUUGGCUUGGCGUAACGCAGCUCGAUGCAUCGGUCGGAUCCAAUGGUCAAAACUCAAGCUUUUCGACUACCGACACGUUAAGACACCAUCUCAGAUGUUCGAGGCUCUUCUCAAUCACGUCAAAUAUGGAAUGAACGACGGUAAUAUUCGGUACGAGUAUUCUCAAGGAUUUUUUUUAAACAAGCCAGUAUUUGAGUGCAAAAAAUUUGAUUACCUUCGCAGAUCAGCCAUAACAGUAUUUCCCCCUCGAAUUGCCGCGAGAGAUGAUUUCAGAAUGUGGAACAAUCAAAUAUUUUCCUUCGCCGGAUACACGAAGACCGACGGAACCAUAAUUGGAGACCCUGUGAACGUGGAAUUCACCCAAGAUGGAAGGGAAAAGGAGGAUGGUUCGACAUCUUGCCUCUGGUUUUCUCGUGUCCAGGACACGAACCAGAAUAUUUCGUCAUCCCUCCGGAACUGGUCAAGACUGUUCGGAUUUCCCACCCAGACGUUUAUCUGUCCGAUCUUCCCCCCGGAACUGAGCAGGUUCGAGUGGUUUACUUCCUUGGGCAUCGAGUGGUACGCACUUCCGGGUGUGUCGAACAUGUUAUUUGACUGCGGCGGGAUCGAGUUUCCUGCAGCUCCAUUUAAUGGCUGGUACAUGUCCACGGAAAUUGCAAUUCGGGAUUUGUGCGAUCCCCAGCGAUACAAUUUGCUCAAGACGAUUGGCGAGAAAAUGGGCCUUGACGUCACCAAUCCGUCGAAUUUCUGGAAAGAUCGAGUUGCUGUUGAAGUGAAUGUUGCUGUCAUGCACAGCUUUCAGGAAAGCGGAGUGACGAUUGUUGAUCAUUACACAGCGGCGGAAUCAUUCAUGAAGCACCUGGAAAACGAAAACCGCUUAAGACGCGGUUGCCCUGCUGACUGGGUUUGGAUUGUUCCACCAAUGUCGGGAUCACUUACACCUGUAUAUCAUCAAGAAAUGGUCAUGUAUCACCUGAAACCCUCUUACGAAUACCAGAUAUACGAAGUAACGGUAGUGAUUUUUAGAUCAACAUCCGAAAAAAAAACCUUUUCAGGCUCCAGCUUGGUGUGUGUACCAGUGGAAACAUUCGCAAGCAAAUGGUUCAACAAAAAAAAGAAGCUUCAAGGCAGUUGCAUGGUCUGUUUUAUCCAACAAUUUCUUCUGCUUUUAGAUAGUAUAAUCCUUUCUUCGACUCGGUCUGCAAGAUUCACAUCGUCUUUAUUUGCCACUGCGCUGAAAGUGCGCAUACCUUUAACAAUUUUGUUCGCGACUGAGACUGGAAAAUCAGCGAAACUCGCAAAUGUCCUCACUGGACUUUUCAGUCACGAAUUUCGAAUUCGAACUAUGGAAAUGGCUGCUUAUGAUUUUGAAGAACUCAAACGUGAAACUCUUGUCAUCUUGGUGUCUUCGACAUUUGGCAACGGAGAUCCACCAGAAAAUGGAAAGGCAUUUGCGAAAAAACUCCGGCAAGCGACUUGUUCACGGGAUGCCAACAACAAUCGCGAAGAGCUCUGGUCAAACCUUCGGUUUGCUGUUUUUGGCGUGGGUUCAACCGCAUACCCGAACUUUGCUGCUUUCGGCAAGUUUCUUGACCACAGCCUCGGAAGUCUUGGAGCACACAGAUUACAUGAAAUCGGUCUCGGUGAUGAGUUAAAGGGACAGGAAAAGGCAUUUUAUUCAUGGAUGAAAGAAAUUUACUUAGCAGUAAUCAAAGAGUUUCACCUCAAGACUUCACUUGGAGCAGAAAUAUUACAUUCCUUGAACGGUUCCAAUGAAGCCGUCUUGGAUCCAAAGAAGCUCCGUUUUCAGUCGACUGACAGAGAAGACGACCUUAUUUCGGCACUCUCACAUUUACACGAAAAGAAGAUCGUGCCAUGCAAGUUACUGGAGAUCAAACAUUUAUGCAAUAUGACAGCAGAUGAGAAUGGAACGAUUUUUGUGCGACUGGCCACGGGACAAAUUCAGGGAGCCAUGAAUUACAAACCUGGAGAUCACAUCGCAGUUUAUCCAAAAAACCAGAAAUUCCUCGUAAAUGGAAUCAUACCAUUUUUGGACGAUUGCCCGAGUCCAGAAACGCCUUUUGAACUGAUGGAAAUGCAAAAGACAAAGCAUUCGAGUUUUGGUGCGAAUGAUGAAUCCGAAAGCUGGAAACGUGUUUCAGGACUUCCGCGGUCAUCAGUGAAAACUUUUCUCACGUGUUACAAAGACAUCACGACUCCACCAAAUCAGGAUUUUCUAGCGAUUUUGGCGAAAUUUUCAAGCAAUGCCGAAGAAAAAGCCCGAUUAGAAAUUCUAUCAAAGGAUGAAAUUCAGUACGAAAAUUGGCGAAACGGGAAAAAUCCGAAUUUGUUGGAAGUGUUGGAAGAAUUCACUUCAGUGAAGCCACCUGCUUCAUUGGUCAUAAAAAUGUUGCCAAAUUUACAACCAAGAUUUUACUCAAUUUCUUCGUCUCAAAAUGUUCAUCCCGGAGAAGUACACUUGACUGUCGGGAUUGUUCAGUACAAAAAAGAAGACAACGGGUUGGUUCGUUUUGGAGUUUGUUCGAAUUUCCUGAAAAAUGCAUCGGUCGGCAAAAUCAUCCCUGCUUUCAUCCGCUCAGCCCCAGGAUUUAAAUUGCCGAUCGAUCGAAAAACACCGAUCAUCAUGAUAGGCUCCGGGACAGGAAUUGCACCAUUCAGAAGUUUCUGGCAACAGAGACAAGCCGAAUUUGCAUCUUCAACAAGAGCUACUACCUCAUCAGACUUUGGUCCCAUGAACCUCUAUUUCGGAUGCCGUUCAAAACGGUCCGCGUUGUACCAAGAAGAAGUCGCAGAUUUGAUGAAAUCCUCGUCGAUUUUAGCAGAGUAUCACUUGGCUUUGUCUCGUGAACCUGGCGAGCAAAAAGUACUGAAAGAAAUCACUGCAGUACUCGCUGUAGAAUCUGAAUAUACUGUUUCGUGUAUUUUUCAGAAAUACGUCCAGAAUUUGCUGAAGAAGAAUGCUACAAAAGUUUUCGCGAGUAUCUGCGAAGGCUCUGGGCAUAUUUUCGUAUGCGGAGGAUUCGCAAUGGCAGAAGACGUCCGAAAGACGCUGCAAAAAAUCUUCAGGCAUCAGGGUCAAAUGUCGAAAACAGAAGCGAGAGGUUAUUUUCAACAAAUGAAGGUGAUUGAUCAGACUUUUAUUCCCGAAAGUCAAGCUCGACAAAACAUUAAGCAACGUUUUCCACUUGAUUUUAAGGAUGAAAAUCGUUACCACGAGGAUAUUUUUGGGAUCGCCAAUCGUAGACUCUGA
Notodromas monacha is the source of this 3840-nucleotide messenger RNA. The record is from the annotation of a GenBank genome assembly. Lineage: Eukaryota; Metazoa; Arthropoda; Ostracoda; Podocopida; Cyprididae.